CGUGUAUUUAUACGUAUCGAAGAAACCACAGAUCCCCGUCUCUUGGCCUCCCAGUGCCACCGCUCCCCAGUCGCCGGCCGCGGCAGCGAUCACGCGGACUCCGGCCGGCUCCGGCCACUCGAGGCCCGAGUUCCUGGGGUCGCGCACGCGGAGUCGCCCAGUCGCGGAUCUUGCGCGGCCGAGCAACGGCCGACGGGGGCCGUAGGUCCAGAUCGAGAACUGACGACACCAUGGCUUCGUCCUCUGAAUCCCUAAGCUCCGACGACACCGUGGCUUCGUCCUCCGAAUCCCCAAGUAGCUCCGACGACGACACCAUGGCUUCGUCGUCCGAACCCCCAAGCUCCGGCGACGACACCAGGGCUUCAUCCUCCGAAUCCCCAAGCGACGACAACAACACCACAGCUUCGUCCGCCGAAUCCCUAGGAUCCGACGACAACAACACGCCUUCGUCCUCCGAAAUCGUAAGCUCCGACGACAACAAGACGGCUUCAUCCUCCGAAUCCCGAAGCUCCGACGAUGAGGAAAAACGCAGAGGGAAAGAUGUGGAUGGAAUAAGUGGGGGCAGUACGAACGGUCAGUGGGAGCGAAACGAUCGAAACGAUCUGAGGGGUGGGCAUGGUGGAGCGUCCGAGCGUCCAGACGACCGGGGCCAAGCACUACCCUUGCCCAUCCAGAAAGGAAACCCUGCUCCCCAAAUAAGUCGAGCUCAGAAGUUAGCAGACAGUUGGCGAACAAUUCAGCAGCUAAAAAGCCUCGUUCGAAAGGAGUAUGGCGAGGAUACCAUGUUUUUGUGUAGAGUCUCCCUGAUAGCUAUAGAUUGCACCAGUGGAUGGUGUUAUCUUGGAUGCGACACCUGCCACAAGUCAAUGUACGAUGCCCCAAGAAAGUGCAAGUGCCGCCGAUGUGGCCCGAUUAAGAGGCCGGUUUAUUGGUACAAGCUGAAUACGAAGGUGAAAGAUGCCACCUGCACAAUGAACUUGAUGAUCUUCUGUGAGGUGGCGGAAGAUCUGGUUGGUGUCUCUGCGGACGAGCUCAUUGAUAAGAUCAAGAAUGAUGAUGAAUGGUUCACCAUGCCAAAUAAAAUCAGGGCUCUUCUUGGAUCAAUGCACACUUUCCAGGUAUUCGACAAGUACAGGAACGGGAGACGGGAGUUUCUCGGUGAAUUCAAUCAUGGACCAUGUUACCGUCCCAGUACCUGCUGCGUCCACUGCUCAAUGCAAGGAGGAGCGUGCCCCUGAGAGCAGCCUUACAAUGGCGAUUCCUACUCCAACCACUACUCAUUGCAAGGAGGAGCCUGUCCAUGAGGGCAGCGUUAACGUGACGAUCCGCGUUAACAUGACGAUCCCUACUCCAGCCACUGCUCAAUGCAAGGAGGAGCCUGUCCAUGAGGGAAGCGUUAACGUGGUGAUCCCUACUCCAGUCACUGCUCAAUGCAAGGAGGAGCCUGUCCAUAAGGGCAGCGUUAACGUGGUGAUCCCUACUCCAGUCACUGCUCAAUGCAAGGAGGAGCCUGUCCAUGAGGGCAACGUUAAUGUGGCUGUCCCUACUCCAGUCACUGCUCAAUGCAAGGAGCCUGUCCAUGAGGGCAGCGUCAACCCUACUCCAGUCACUGCUAGCCCUGCCCCUGAGGGCAGCGCUACCACGGCAAAAGCAAGAUCAAAGCCCACCGGACUGCAGAAGCCUAACAAGCGUCUGCGAGGAGACAACCGGAUCAACUAAUCUAGCUGGCCAUUUUGUGAAUUUUUCUAGUGCAUCUAGGCAAAUGUAUCCGAUCCUCUAGGAUUAGGCAAUGGGUCCUUUUCUGUUCAGUUUCUCUUCUACCAUGGAAAGCAGAACAGCUGGUGCGGCUCCAUAUAAUGUCAAUGCUGGGUGACAGACCUUAAUCCGUUUAAACCUUUGAACAUGUUUAGCUUAUCAUUGUUAAUGGACGGCAGGACUACACGAAGUAUGGGGGCUGAUGUGGGUGGGUGGUCCAUGGUCAGCACGUACGUGUAGCGUGAUGAGGCAAAAUUGAAUAUGGUGUUUGUUGGCCAUCUCA
Molecule: messenger RNA, 2038 nt
Organism: Panicum virgatum (switchgrass)
Lineage: Eukaryota; Viridiplantae; Streptophyta; Magnoliopsida; Poales; Poaceae
Exons: 5
Coding region: 231-1238 (335 amino acids)
Source: RefSeq, a predicted model, not a curated record